AUGCAGCAGCAGCAUCAAGUGGUUGGACAGCAGCGUCAGCCUCCAGCACAGGCCUGUCAGUUUCAGGUGUCAACUCCCAUCGACACACAGCAGCAGCAAUCCACAAAUCUAGUUCCUCCUAUGUCAGCAAAUAUACAAUAUCUACAGAUAUUGGCGACGCAGCAGCAGCAUCAAUCAGAUGGCCAGCAGCGGCAGAAAACUAUUCCAGUUCCUCAAAAUGCAGCUAAUAUACAACAUCUUCAGCUAUUGGCGGAGCUGAAUCAGCAUCAACUGGCUGGCCAGCAGCAUCAGCCCGCAGCACAAGUCUCUCAGCUACGGGCUUCAUCUUUUGCUGACACUCAGCAGCAGCAAUCUGACAUUCCAGCUCCACCAAUGACAGCAAAUAUUCAAUACUCACCGCAAAUGGAUACGCAGCAGCAUCAAAUGGUCGUCCAGCAGCACCACCCAGCAGCACAGGCCUCCCAGCUACGGACUUCAUCUUCCGUUGACACACAGCAGCAGCAAUCUCCAACUACUCAUCUAGAUCGGCAUGCAAUGCGGGAGGCGACGGCCCAUUUUGAUGGCGCCCCAUCUCUCAUCAGAUUCGAUUGCCACCUAAGAUACCAAAAAAUUAUUGAGAGAAACGAACUCGAACGAGCUCCUGAAUGA
This is a messenger RNA of Drosophila willistoni, 648 nucleotides long. RefSeq names its product mediator of RNA polymerase II transcription subunit 15-like. The transcript has a single exon. Bases 1 to 648 code for a protein of 215 amino acids. Lineage: Eukaryota; Metazoa; Arthropoda; Insecta; Diptera; Drosophilidae. The record is from RefSeq and is a predicted model, not a curated record.